Molecule: messenger RNA, 690 nt
Organism: Clarias gariepinus (North African catfish)
Lineage: Eukaryota; Metazoa; Chordata; Actinopteri; Siluriformes; Clariidae
Product: complement C1q-like protein 4
Exons: 4
Coding region: 1-690 (229 amino acids)
Molecular function (GO): protein binding
Source: RefSeq, a predicted model, not a curated record
AUGUCGAUUAGCGCACAGUUAGUUUUGCUGCUUUGUGCCUGCUGCGUUCAAGCGCAGGAUUUCAUGUCACCCAACGUGAACGUUUUAAGUGAACUUGGAAAAAUUAAGGACCUAGAAGAAAGAGUAAAAACGACAGAAAACGUGAUGCAGAGCCAAAAGAACUCAGUGACUGAGCUGACCACGAAACUGGACGAGGUGAAAAGUGAAAAUGAAGCUCUGAAGACGACGGUCCAAACUCUACAGGAGAAAGUCGAAAGUCUACGGAACGAAAACGAAGUCAGGAAGGUGGCCUUUUCAGCAUCACUUCUAGCUUCUGGGGAGGGACACACCGGCCCCUAUAAUUCUGUUCCGUCUCCAUUAAUCUACAAAAAAGUCUUCACCAAUGCUGGAAACGGCUACGACUCAAACACUGGGAUCUUCACCGCACCAGUGAAAGGAGUUUACUAUUUCAGAUUCUACGCUCACUGUCACGGCGGCAUCAAAAUGGCCGUUAGUCUGUUUAAAAAUGGAGAACGUCAGUGCUCGGUGUUUUCCUGGAAGCCCAUCACUAACGGCAACGCCAGCAACGGGGUCAUUCUCACUCUAGAAAAAGGAGACCAGAUGUUCACCAAGCUGUGGGAAAACACCUGGGUUUAUGACGAUCCAGCGAGCUAUACCAGCUUCGGAGGGUUUUUACUUUUCCCCCUGUAA